AUGCUCUCCAGCCUGAUCUCGGCCGCAGUCCUGGGCGGCCUCUCCGGCCUCGCGGCCGCGGCUCCCAACCCCGUCCCAGCGCCGCAGGCCCUGCCCGCGGGCUGCAGCGCCGACAACUGCCUCCGGGCCAUGCGCAACGCUGCCAAGUCGGCCACGGCGGCCUCGUUCUGCAGGGCCUACAUGGGCGUGGCGGCCGUCGAGACCGUCAUCGUCGGGACCGUGGUCCCCACCAUCCGCGUGGCCUCGACCGUCACGAGCGACGAGACGGCCACGUACACUCGCGUCGAGACGGCCACCGACGUUUUGACCGUGCGCGUCGACACGACGGCCACCGUGCUCGUCACGUCGACCACGACGCGCGCCCUCGCCCGGCGCACCGACGUGCCCGUCCCCGACUUCCUCAGGCAGUACCCGACGGACCGGCUGGCCAGCGCGUGCUCGUGCAUGGACCUGCCCAGGGCCACGGAGCGCGUCAUCUUCACCGCCCCGGCCGUGACCGUCGUGGCCGUCGCCACCGUCGCCGUGACGGCGUCUGUCGACGUUGUUGAGACCAUGCGCACGACCACGACCACCUCCAUCGCCAACCCCCCCUCCACCACCACCGUCCGCGUCGUCGCGACCGUCGCGCCCGCAGCGCCCGCCACCUUCGUCCUCCGCGGCACCGGCACCGACCCCUCCACCUCGGGCCGCUACCUCAAGCCCGCCACGCGCAGCCUCCUGUUCGGCACGGGCGGCCGCGCCGAGGCCGCCGCAUUUUCGCUUGACGCCGCCGACGGCUCGCUGCUGCUCCUGACCUCCGGCGGCGGCGACGCGAUGCCGUGCAUCCUCGGCCUCGAGAACGACGCGCCCGAGUUCGGGUUCCCGGUCAGGUGCGUCGCGCGCACGGCCCGCGACGCCUGCGUGGCCGCCCGCACGUGCCUGUCGCCCCGGUUCGCCGCGCCCGCCGGGGUCCUCGUGCCCGCCAACUUGGGCGGCGCCGGCCGCGUGGACGCGACGUACACGGUCCUGCGCGGCUGCAGGGACGGCGCUGGCGCGUGGUACCUGGCCCUCACGCCCGCGGUGCUGCCUCCCACAUCUGUUCGGGCGGGCUGCGUCGUCGUCGGCCUGGCCACCGAGGCGGCGUCGGCGUGA
Messenger RNA from Gaeumannomyces tritici R3-111a-1, 1131 nucleotides. RefSeq lists its product as hypothetical. The coding region runs from base 1 to 1131 and encodes 376 amino acids. The transcript is spliced from 3 exons. Lineage: Eukaryota; Fungi; Ascomycota; Sordariomycetes; Magnaporthales; Magnaporthaceae. The record is from RefSeq and is a predicted model, not a curated record.